Messenger RNA from Myotis myotis, 5560 nucleotides. It is a transcript of the gene PLCB2, whose product is annotated as phospholipase C beta 2. The coding region runs from base 1092 to 4652 and encodes 1186 amino acids. The record is from RefSeq and is a predicted model, not a curated record. The transcript has 31 exons. Lineage: Eukaryota; Metazoa; Chordata; Mammalia; Chiroptera; Vespertilionidae. Gene Ontology annotation, molecular function: phosphatidylinositol-4,5-bisphosphate phospholipase C activity; calcium ion binding. Gene Ontology annotation, biological process: phosphatidylinositol-mediated signaling; lipid catabolic process.
GGGCAGAGCUCCCUGCUCCCCCAGUUGAAUUAGCAAGGGUGAUAAGCCGAUCAGAUUAAGCAAGAGGAAGUGGGCUGGCUGAGCUGGGCCAGGACUGAGCUCCCUGGGCUGGGGCAGUGCAGAGGCCCUGCAGGCACCCAGAGCAAGUGACCAGAGCCCAGGCCUCUGCAGAGCAGCCUCCCGCCGCCAGUGCUCUCACCCAGGCUCUGGGCACAGGGCAGAGGAGGGGGCCUGGCAGGAGGGCCUCGUGAAGUCUGGUGGCCAAGGGUGGCUCCACUGGCUGUGUGUGAGGGUGGCUGGUCGGCAGGGCGUCCAGGUGUCAGCCAGGCCUAGACAUCCAAGAGGGGAGAGUCACAUGUGGGGGGGUGAGGUGUGUGAUUGCCUCACUUGCACCUCAUUUUCAUGGGGAGGAAGCGUUGAGAAAGAGGAGCUGGAUAUUCAACAAACUUUGCUUAUUCAAAAAUGCUCAGUCCCAGCUGGGCCCUGCCCCUCCCUCAACUCCCACUUGCAGGGUGGUCCCAGCUCCUCAGGCUCUGCGAGAAACCCUUGUGCUUUGGACCCCACCUCUGUGGAAGUCCCUUCCCUGGUCACCUCCUUGCUUCCUCCCCUCAGUCCUUGCCUGCGCAACAGUAUCCCCAGCUGGCCCCACAUUAUUCCUUCUCUAGCCCCCGGCCGCAUCUAGGGGAGUAGGAACUGCUUCUGGGACCGGGAGGCCCCAGCUCCAAGCGGACCAGACCUCCUGACUGCACCCUGAACAGCAGCGAGAAGGAAGCCCUGAGCAGGAAGUGCUGAGGCACAGGGUGAGGGCGGGGGCUUUGAGGAGGGGAGCCGGCCUCCCAGGGCAGGAGCAGUAACCACAGCCCCCCACUGCAGGCAGGCAGGAGGAGGCUGAUUUAAAAGGCAGCGGGGCCUCUGUCCGAAGCACUCAGCUCUGCACCCAGCCACGGCCACCGUGGGCUGUAGGAGCACCCAGACUUCCGGACCAGCUCCGGGCGGGUGCCAUGUGAGCCCAGCUUGGCUCUCCUCCUGCCCGCCCUCCUGCUGCCGGCCUCUGCCGUGUCCAGCUUCUCCAAAGAGGAACACUUGGCACCAUGUCUCUGCUCAACCCUGUCCUGCUGCCCCCGCAAGUGAAGGCCUAUCUGAGCCACGGGGAGCGCUUCAUCAAAUGGGACGACGAAACAACAUUAGCCUCCCCGGUCAUCCUCCGUGUGGACCCCAAGGGCUACUACUUAUACUGGACAUAUCAGAGUAAGGAGAUGGAGUUUCUGGAUAUCACCAGCAUCCGGGACACCCGCUUUGGGAAGUUUGCCAAGAUUCCCAAGAGCCAGAAGCUCCGGGAGGUCUUCAACCUGGACUUUCCUGACAACAACUUCCUGCUGAAGACACUCACUGUGGUGUCUGGCCCGGACAUGGUGGACCUCACCUUCCACAACUUCGUCUCCUACAAGGAGAAUGUGGGCAAGGACUGGGCUGAGGAUAUACUGGCGCUGGUGAAGCACCCGCUGACAGCCAACGCCCCCCGCACCACCUUCCUGGACAAGAUCCUGGUGAAGCUCAAGAUGCAGCUCAACCCUGAAGGAAAGAUUCCUGUGAAGAAUUUUUUCCAGAUGUUUCCUGCUGACCGAAAGCGGGUAGAAGCUGCCCUCAGUGCCUGCCACCUCCCCAAAGGCAAAAAUGACGCCAUCAAUCCUGAGGACUUCCCACAAUCUGUCUAUAAGAGUUUCCUCAUGAACCUCUGCCCUCGGCCGGAAAUAGACGAGAUCUUCACUUCCCACCAUGCCAAGGCCAAACCCUACAUGACCAAGGAGCACUUGACCAAAUUCAUCAACCAGAAACAGAGGGACCCUCGCCUCAACACAUUACUGUUCCCGCCAGCGCGGCCUGACCAGGUGCAGGGCCUCAUCGACAAGUAUGAGCCCAGUGGCAUCAACGUGCAGAGGGGCCAGCUGUCACCCCAGGGCAUGGUGUGGUUUCUCUGUGGGCCGGAGAACAGCGUGCUGGUCCAGGACAAGCUGCUGGUUCACCAGGACAUGACCCAGCCACUCAAUCAUUACUUUAUCAACUCCUCCCACAACACCUACCUGACAGCCGGCCAGUUCUCGGGCCUCUCCUCUGCGGAGAUGUACCGCCAGGUCCUGCUGGCAGGCUGCCGCUGUGUGGAGCUGGACUGCUGGAAGGGGAAGCUCCCCGAUGAGGAGCCCAUUAUCACCCAUGGCUUCACCAUGACCACAGACAUCUACUUCAAGGAAGCAAUUGAAGCGAUUGCAGAAAGUGCCUUUAAGACCUCCCCCUAUCCUGUUAUACUGUCAUUUGAAAACCACGUGGACUCGCCCCGCCAACAGGCCAAGAUGGCUGAGUACUGCCGGGCGAUGUUUGGUGACAUGCUGCUCACCGAGCCCCUGGAAAAGUUUCCGCUGAAACCAGGCAGCCCCCUGCCCAGCCCUGAGGAUCUCCGUGGCAAGAUCCUCAUUAAGAACAAGAAGAACCAGUUUUCAGUCCCAGCAUCCCCCAGUGGGGAGGCUGAGGGCAGCUGCCCACCCAGUGCCCCUGUGGGUGGGGACACAGUGUUGGCUGGUGAGGAAAGGGCUGAGCUGGCGGAGGAGGAGGAGGAGGAGGAGGUGGGAGAAGAAGAGGAGGAGGAGUCGGGAAACCUGGAUGAAGAAGAGAUGAAGAAGAUGCAGUCGGAUGAGGGCACAGCGGGCCUGGAGGCGACAGCUUACGAGGAGAUGUCCAGCCUAGUCAACUACAUCCAGCCCACCAAGUUCACCUCCUUUGAGUUCUCUGCCCAGAAGAACCGAAGUUAUGUCAUCUCCUCCUUCACGGAGCUCAAGGCUUAUGACUUGCUCUCCAAGGCCGCAGUGCAGUUUGUGGACUACAACAAGCGCCAGAUGAGCCGCAUUUACCCCAAGGGCACCCGCAUGGACUCCUCCAAUUACAUGCCCCAGAUGUUCUGGAAUGCUGGCUGCCAGAUGGUUGCCCUCAACUUCCAGACAAUGGAUCUGCCCAUGCAGCAGAACAUGGCGCUAUUUGAGUUCAAUGGGCAGAGCGGCUACCUCCUCAAGCAUGAGUUCAUGCGUCGGCCAGACAAGCAGUUCAACCCAUUCUCGGUGGAUGGCAUCGACGUGGUGGUAGCCACCACCCUUUCCAUUAAGGUAAUCUCGGGGCAGUUCCUGUCAGAACGCAGUGUGCGCACCUAUGUGGAAGUGGAGCUGUUUGGCCUUCCUGGGGACCCCAAGAGGCGCUAUCGCACCAAGCUGUCCCCCACUGCCAACUCCAUCAAUCCCGUCUGGAAUGAGGAGCCCUUUGUGUUUGAGAAGAUCUUGAUGCCUGAGCUGGCCUCCCUCAGGGUGGCUGUGAUGGAGGAAGGCAGCAAGUUUCUCGGACACCGCAUCAUCCCCAUCAAUGCCCUGAGCUCUGGAUACCACCACCUGUGCCUGCGCAGUGAGAGCAACAUGCCCCUCACCAUGCCUGCGCUCUUCGUCCUCCUGGAGAUGAAAGACUAUGUACCUGACACCUGGGCAGAUCUCACUGUGGCCCUCGCCAAUCCCAUCAAGUUCUUCAAUGCCCAUGAUAAGAAGUCUCUGAAGCUCAAGGAAGCCAUGGGAGGUCUGCCUGAGAAGCCCUUCUCUCCCGGGAGCCCACUUGCCAGCCAGGUGAACGGGGCACCUGCCUCGACCAGCAGUGGGUCAGCAGGCGGGGGCUCCCGGGCGGCGGGACGCCUCACCCGGCUCCCCGCAGAGCCGCGCACCGCCAGUCUGGAGGAGCUGCGGGAACUGAAGGGCGUCGCGAAGCUGCAGCGGCGGCACGAGAAGGAGCUGCGGGAGCUGGAGCGGCGCGGCGCGCGGCGCUGGGAGGAGGCGCUGACGCGGGGCGCGGCGCAGCUGGCCGAGCUGGGGCCGCCAGGCGCGGGGGGCGGCAGCGGCGGCCGCAGGCUGGGCCCGGGCAAGGGCUCCCGCAAGAAAAGGACCCAGCCCGGGGAGGAGCCGGCCGGGGCCGUGCCGGGCGAGGGCCCCGAGGGCGCGGACCCGCGCGUGCGGGAGCUGAGGGACCGGCUGGAGCUGGAGCUGCGGCAGCAGCGCGAGGAGCAGUGCGAGUGCGUCCUGAAGCGCAAGGAGCAGCACUUGGCCGAGCAAAUCGCCAAGAUGAUGGAGCUGGCCAGAGAGAAACAGGCCGCAGAGCUUAAGACCCUCAAGGAGACCUCAGAGAGCGACACCAAAGAGAUGAAGAAGAAGCUGGAGGCCAAGAGGCUGGAGCGGAUCCAGGCCAUGGUGAAGGUCACCGCUGACAAGAUGGCCCAGGAGCGGUUGAAGAAAGAGAUUAACAACUCCCACAUCCAGGAGGUGGUACAGGCCAUCAACCAGAUGACAGAGAGCCUGGAGAGGCACCAGGAGAAGCUGGAGGAGAAGCAGGCGGCCUGCCUGGAGCAGAUCCGGGAGCUGGAAAAGCAGUUGCAACAGGAGAUGCUGGCAGAGUACGAGGCCAGGAUGAAGGGCCUGGAGACUGAGGUGAAGGAGUCGGUGAGGACCUGCCUCAGGGCCUACUUCCCUGCUGAGGCUGAGGACAAGCCCGAGAGGUCCUGUGAGGCAUCCCGGGAGCUGUGUGAACAGGACUCACUUACAGUCAAUGCAGACACCCAGGAGAGCUGCCUCUGAUACCCCCAUCCAGCUGGGACAUUCUGCAAGGACAUUCCCUCUUCUGUUGGGCGGGGCUCCAUCCCCCCAGGAAGAAAGACCCCAGCAGCCCCAGUGCUCGGAGGCUGUGGGAAGCUGGGGUUCCCCUGGACUCUGGAGCCGUCUCCUCAACAGCCAGGCUAGAGGAGGAGGCAGGGAUGCCAUCAGGGCAGGGGCUUGUCUGAGGCCCAGAGGUCCUCUCUAAGCUGCCUUCCUGCUCCUGCUCCUCCUUGAAUUAGUGUCAUCCAUUUGUUGAGGGCAAAAGAAUAUGGACUGAGAGGCAGGGAAUGGGGUCCUGGCCUCACCCUGCGUUUCCUAGGGUGCAGCUAGUGGCACCCACUCUGGAGUCAGUUUCCUCACCUGGAAGGUUAGGCCUGGCCUCCUGGAACCUCCACUCAGCACCUGUAAUUCAAGCAGGACCUGUUCUGCCGUAAGGCUGGCAGCUCACCCAGGCUUCUCGGCCCCAUCACAGGCGGGCCUGCCCUGAAUUGGCCUCAUUGUCUGCUCCCUGAUUCAGAGCCUGGCACUACCUCCAAGCUCCCUGGGGCCUGCUACCCCUAGGAUUCCAGGCUGAGGUCCCUUCCCUGGCUUCCUGCCUGAGGGGUGGGGUGGGGGGAGGCUGACAUGAAAACGCUGCCUCAGCUGUCUGGCUCUCCGCCCCAGAGGCAACUGGGGCUGUGGCUGGUGGUGAGAGGAAAAGGAUGGCCUUUUGAGCACGUUCCCAUCCAGAGCCCGGCUCACCCCUUUUCCUAGGCUUGGCGGGUGUAUUUCCUAACAUGUACUCCAACCCAGGCUUCCUGACAAGGUCACAUUUUUUUUCUCUUCUAACUUUAUGAGGUUUAUUUAUUUUUCUCAUUUUUUUAUUCCUACAAAAGAACUCUGUCCCAAUA